UCUCAAUGCAGUGCUCCCGUUAUUCCAAGACAUUCUACCAAUGCAUUCUACCGAAUAACCUACAACUCAGGUGAUGACGUGAUUGUAACCUGUGAUGCAAGCAACGAUCGUUUUACCCUCCAUUGUAACAACAGUGGAAUUUGGAGUGGACCGGAAAUGUCUUGCCAAGAACCAGCCAAACCUCCAACACUGUGCAGUGCACCUCAUAUUCCGAGAUAUUCGUCGAUUGAAAGUCAUCAUUUGAACUACAACUAUGAUGACAGAGUGACAGUGACAUGUGACACGAACAGUGAUCAAUUUACCUUACGGUGUCAGGCAAGUGGAUUAUGGAAUGGCCCUGAUAUAUCUUGUGCAGCACCGACAUUGCCGAUAAUACCACCUUCAUUUUCUCUAUCACAUGCCUCCUGCAGUGCACCAGCAGUGCCUAUUGAUUCAACCAUUCAGAAUCUUCGUCUCUCAUACAAAGACGGUGACAGGAUGAACGUGACAUGUAACGUGGGUUCUGAUUGGUUCGACGUGUCAUGUGACGAUGGAAUAUGGAUAGGCCAAAACAUAGUUUGCCCUGACCCUCCCAAAGAAUGCAAUCCACCAAUCAUCCCCGUCGUCUCAUUCAUGAAAAAUGUUAAGCCUCGCUACAAGAUUGGUGACCAAGUCAACAUCACAUGUAACGACGACUCUGAUUGGUUCGCUUGGGAAUGUCACACAGAUGGCUUGUGGCGAGGAAAUUCUGUCCAGUGCUCUACUGAUUGUCCACCUACCGGAGGAAGAAAACCUACAUUUCCAGAUCGCAUGGUAAAUUAUAGUAGUGAGCAAAAGGGAAGGGAUUACUUUAUCACCGGUCUUCUGGUUACAGCUGUCAUCUUAUUCAUCCUUGUUCUCAUGUGUAUGGCUGCGUUUGUUAUUUUCGUGAGAAAUCGUGGCUACGAUCUAGCAACAUCAUCGAAAGACACUUUUCAAGAUGAGAAAGGAUCCAGAGGCCCUCUUCCUGACGUUCCUGACGGUUAUGCCAAGUACAUUGGAGGUGACCAGUCACUCUAUGUCGAACCAUACCUCAAACAAAAUGGAGAUCCCAUUCGAAGCUAUGAAGUCUACGAAAAACCAACUUGAAUACAUUACUCCCAGUUUUAGAUUCGGCGAGCAAUACAUAUAGGACAACUCCACUCUUGUUUAUUGACCUUCUUUUAUAAAUAUGUUGUUGCUUUGUGUUGCUGUUUAAUUGUCUACAUUGUUUAUACCUAGUAUUGGCAUGCACCUUUGCCUCAUUUUCUGAGUAUUAAAUGUUUUAGUCGUUAUACAUCUUGACUAAUACUUCCUUCAAUUUGUUAGAUGUUCUUACACGCAGUCAUUCCCUUUUCCUUGAUAAUUUACACGAAUAUUCACUAUACGGAAAUACCAUACCAUUUAUCCCUCUUCUUUCUCAUAAUGCAUUAAUUAUUGUCUUGGCAUAAACCGAAUCCACUAAAUAUCAUUGUAUUAUUA
This is a messenger RNA of Strongylocentrotus purpuratus (purple sea urchin), 1479 nucleotides long. RefSeq lists its product as uncharacterized. The coding region runs from base 157 to 1107 and encodes 316 amino acids. The record is from RefSeq and is a predicted model, not a curated record. The transcript is spliced from 6 exons. NCBI's taxonomy places the organism in Eukaryota, Metazoa, Echinodermata, Echinoidea, Camarodonta, Strongylocentrotidae.